GCAUAAAAAACGAUCUAAAAUCAAAUUUGAAACAACAAAAAAAAAGUUCAACAAACUCGACCAUCAAACAAUCAAUAAUAUAUUCACCGAAUUCAUUCAGUUUAAUAACAACCAACAACAACAACAACAACAAAAUUUACGUUCCAAUCAUUUUACAUUUGUUCUCUUCGUGUCUUUAUGUGUGUGUGUGUAUGUUUUUUCUGUUAUAAAUUCUAGUUUUUAUUCAUUGUAACAUCCGGUAACGACAACAGAUCGGAAAUAUAAUUAAUAUUUAUCGUAAUUGAUCUGAUAAUAGGAAAUUAAAAAAAAUAAAAUAAAACAAAACUCAACAGAACAGACAAAAAAAUCCACUAUAUAAUAUAAUAGUCAUGAUGUCGACUCAUUCUGGUCAACCAGUUGCCACAACACGUUUCUCCGAUAAUUAUGAUCUCAAAGAAGAGCUCGGAAAAGGAGCAUUCUCGGUUGUACGAAGAUGUGUACAAAAAUCUACAUGCCUGGAAUUUGCUGCCAAAAUAAUUAACACUAAAAAACUUUCAUCUCGAGAUUUUCAAAAACUCGAACGUGAAGCACGUAUAUGUCGUAAAUUGAAUCAUCCAAAUAUUGUUCGUUUACAUGACAGCAUCCAGGAAGAAGGAUAUCAUUAUCUUAUUUUUGAUCUGGUCACCGGUGGUGAAUUAUUUGAAGAUAUUGUUGCACGUGAAUAUUAUUCCGAAGCAGAUGCUUCCCAUUGUAUACAACAGAUAUUGGAAUCCGUUAACCAUUGCCAUAUGAAUAAUGUUGUUCAUCGAGAUCUAAAGCCGGAAAAUUUACUAUUGGCCAGUAAAGCUAAAGGUGCCGCCGUUAAAUUGGCUGACUUUGGCUUGGCCAUUGAAGUUCAAGGUGAACAACAAGCGUGGUAUGGUUUUGCCGGUACACCUGGUUACCUAUCACCUGAAGUACUAAAAAAAGAUCCAUAUGGAAAACCAGUCGAUAUUUGGGCUUGUGGUGUGAUCUUAUACAUUCUAUUAGUUGGCUAUCCACCCUUUUGGGAUGAAGAUCAACAUCGUUUAUAUGCUCAGAUAAAAGCCGGAGCCUAUGAUUAUCCAUCACCUGAAUGGGAUACAGUAACACCGGAAGCUAAAAAUUUAAUAAAUUCAAUGCUAACGGUAAAUCCGGCAAAACGUAUAACAGCAGCCGAAGCAUUGAAACAUCCUUGGAUAUGUCAACGUGAACGUGUUGCUAGUACAUUACAUCGACAAGAAACAGUGGAUUGUUUGAAAAAAUUCAAUGCAAGACGUAAACUUAAAGGAGCUAUAUUGACAACAAUGUUAGCAACGAGAAAUUUUUCCAGUCGAUCAAUCAUCAAUAAGAAAAGUGAUGGUUCACAAGUAAAAGAAAGCACUGAUUCAUCCAACACUACGUUAGAAGACGAAGAUACUAAAGAUUGUCUACUAAAUCAACACGGAGUUGAACGAAGUCGUACAGUAAUAAUGGCCGAUUCAUCACAAGCUCGUCUAUCCAAUGGUGGUGGAUCAUUCGAACCACGAAAACAAGAAGUGAUCAAAGUAACGGAACAAUUAUUGGAAGCAAUCAAUACGGGCGAUUAUGAUACAUAUGCAAAAUUAUGCGAUCCAAAUAUAACAGCAUUCGAACCGGCAGCAUUGGGAAACCUAGUGGAGGGUGUGGACUUCCAUAAAUUCUACUUUGACAAUGUAUUUGGAAAGAAUUGUAAAUCAAUCAAUUCAACUAUAUUGAAUCCAUCGGUUCAUCUAUUGGGUGAUGAUGCCGCCUGUAUCGCCUAUAUUCGUUUGACACAAUAUGUUGACAAACAAGGCGUCGCUCAUACUCAACAAUCGGAAGAGACAAGAGUAUGGUUACGUAAAGAUGGUAAAUGGCAAAAUUGUCAUUUACAUCGUUCAAUGCGUACAGUAUCUGGUCAUCAAUUGGCCUUUUGACCAUCACCAUUACGAAUCAAUGUCGUUGUUAUUAAACCACCACAACCAUAUCGAUGACUUAAAAAGGAACAAUCUAUUUUUGUUGGCAAAUAAAAUGUGUGUGUGUGUGUGUGUGUUUUGAAUUGACAACUUUUUUUUCAUCAAUUUAUCAUCGUCUCACAUACGACAUUUGAUUCAUUUUGGUUUUGAAAUUAGAAUUGUGUGGAAACAAAAAAAAAAUUUUCAAAUUUUAAUCUAAACCAAAUAUACAAAUAGCAAACAUCCAUUCAUCUUUACUCCUGAUAAAUUAAACGAAUUGAAUAAUGAUAAUUAUAUUAAAAAAAAAUCAAACAA
Molecule: messenger RNA, 2267 nt
Organism: Dermatophagoides pteronyssinus (European house dust mite)
Lineage: Eukaryota; Metazoa; Arthropoda; Arachnida; Sarcoptiformes; Pyroglyphidae
Gene: CaMKII
Product: Calcium/calmodulin-dependent protein kinase II
Biological process (GO): protein phosphorylation
Molecular function (GO): calcium/calmodulin-dependent protein kinase activity; ATP binding; calmodulin binding
Source: RefSeq, a predicted model, not a curated record